ACGAAAAAGCUAUAUGGCAUGAAAAGUCAUGAUUGUCACGUGUUCAUGCAAAGACUUUUGCCUAUUGCUUUUCGUGAAUUACUUCCUAGUAAUGUGUGGCAAGCACUUACAGAGUUGAGCUUAUUUUUUAAAGAUCUUACUUCCACCACUCUACGAGUGGAUGACAUGGAGAGAUUGGAGAGAGAUAUUCCACAAAUCUUAUGCAAGUUAGAACGUAUAUUUCCUCCUGGGUUCUUUGACUCAAUGGAGCAUCUUCCUGUGCACAUUCCAUAUGAAGCAAGGAUAGCUGGACCAGUGCAAUAUCGAUGGAUGUAUCCUUUUGAAAGGUAUUUGGGAACUCUUAAAAAGGAUGAUUGGGAAUAAAGCUAGUGUAGAGGGUUCCAUUUGUGAAGCGUACUUGAUGACAGAGUCAACACAAUUAUUUUCUCAUUAUUUUGAACCUCAUGUCAUGGCACGUAAUCAUAAUGUGGAACGUAAUGAUGAUGGUGGUGUUGUGGAAGAUCUUGAAGGAAAUUUAUCAAUAU
Solanum tuberosum (potato) is the source of this 524-nucleotide messenger RNA. RefSeq lists its product as uncharacterized. NCBI's taxonomy places the organism in Eukaryota, Viridiplantae, Streptophyta, Magnoliopsida, Solanales, Solanaceae. The record is from RefSeq and is a predicted model, not a curated record. The transcript has 2 exons. Bases 19 to 363 code for a protein of 114 amino acids.